Messenger RNA from Micromonas commoda, 552 nucleotides. RefSeq lists its product with no specific name. The record is from RefSeq and is a predicted model, not a curated record. The coding region runs from base 1 to 552 and encodes 183 amino acids. Lineage: Eukaryota; Viridiplantae; Chlorophyta; Mamiellophyceae; Mamiellales; Mamiellaceae. The transcript has a single exon.
AUGCUCUCGGCGCGGUACGCGGACGCGGUGAGACGCGCGGCGGACGACCCGUUCGUCCCGUACGAGAACGCCAACGGCAUCGUCAACCUGGCGGAGUGCUCCACGACGCUGACGAAUCGCGGUGGGACGCCCGGCGGGGGGGGCUGGGACGACCCGCCCGAGGGCACCCCCGAGGAGCUGACGCGCGCCACCAUCGCCGAGCUCGGCACGUUGUUCGGUCAGGGGGGCGUGGAGGCGAACGCGGUGACCGGGCCGGGGCUCGGCCCGGGGUUCGUGCGCCUGCGUCUGGCGCAGUUCCAGGACGACCCGUGCUCGUGGGAUGCCGAGGCUGAGCUGUGGGAGAGCAUGGUGGAGACGUACGGCGUGCUGCUGCGACCCGGCGCGAUCGGAUUCGACUGCAUCGACGACGGGGACGCGUCACCACCGCCCGAGUCGGAACCCGGGAUCUUCCUGGCGUGCGUCGCGGGGCGGAGCGAGGAGGCACUGCUGACGGGGAUGGACAGGCUGCGAACACAGCUGUUGCAGCGGAAGUUCCUCCACGGGCGGUGGUGA